AUGGUCGAGUUUUCGAAAGUCAAUGUUAAGGACUUCGAAGACGACGACGAAGAAGAAGAGGCCGGCGAGGAAGUUGAAUCAGCGCCACCGCUGGAAGUCGGACAAGAGAGAGAAAUUAGCUCAAAUGGUCUCAAGAAAAUGCUCAUCAAGUGCGGCCUUAACUGGGAGACCCCUCAGUUCGGCGAUGAAGUUACCAUUCACUACGUGGCGAGUUUGCUAGACGGCAGCAAGUUCCUGUCAACGAGAGAUAGCAACAAGCCGAUUACUCUCAAGGUUGGACAUGGAGAUAUACUUCAUGGAUUGGAUCGUGGAAUUGUUACAAUGACCAAAGGAGAAAUUUCAAUGUUCACAUUGCCUCCAGAAAUAGCAUAUGGAGCAGUAGGGAUGAAAGGCGUUCCCCCAAAUUCCAUUGUUCAGUUUGAAGUUGAGCUCUUAUCAUGGAUUACAGUGGUCGAUAUCUUCAGGGAUGGUGGGAUCGUUAAACGGGUUCUUGAGAAUGGAGAACAGAUUGGGCCUCCCGGUGACCUAGACGAAGUUCGAGUUAAAUACAAGGCAAUGCUAUAUGACGACACAGUUGUUGCAAAAACACCAGAAGAGGGCGUGGAGUUUUAUGUUAAGGACGGCAACUUUUGUUCGGCAUUGGCCAAAGCAGUUAAGACCAUGAAGAGAGGGGAGAGAGUCAAUUUAAUUGUGCAGCCACAGUAUGCUUUUGGGAAGGAGGGUAGGAAGCCAAUCGAUGAUUUUCCUUCUAUCCCGCCUGAUUCUGUUGUGAGCAUUUUUCUGGAGCUACUCUCAUUUAAGUCAGUUGUAGAUAUCACCGGUGAUUUAAAGGUAACAAAGAAAGUUCUAAAAGAGGGUGAGGGCAAUAUCACAGCAAAUGAUGGUGCUCUAGUUACUAUUAGGUAUAAGGCUAUGUUAGAGGAUGGCACCGUGUUUGACAGGAAAGGUUUUGAUGGCGAGCAGCCUCUGCAGUUCAUCACAGAUGAAGAACAAGUGAUUGCUGGGCUUGAUCGAGCAGUAAGUACAAUGAAGAAAAACGAAUUUGCUUUAGUAACUAUAUCACCCGAAUAUGGAUAUGGGAGCAAUGAUGUAAAGCCGCCAGAUCUUCCCAUGAUUCAACCAUCUACAACAAUUAUAUACGAAGUUCAAAUGCUUGAUUUUAUCCGGGAAAAAGCACCUUGGGAGUUGAGUGCUCCAGAGAGGAUUGAGACAGCCGGCCGGAUGAAGGAAGAAGGAAAUCAACUCUUUAAAAGCGGAAAGUACAAAAGAGCUCUAAAGAAAUAUGAGAAGGCAGUUGAUUAUGCCAGCCAAGAUGGAAAUUUCACGGAUGAGGAUGAGAAAAUUCUGAAACCGCUGAGGGUUUCAUGCUGGUUGAAUUGUGCAGCUUGUUGCCUGAAACAGAAUAAUUUUGUCGAAACAAUCAGUCUUUGUUCGAAGAUCCUAGACAUAGAAUCUUGCAACGUGAAAGCUCUGUACAGAAGGGCUCAAGCUUAUAUAGGGGUCUCGGAAUUAAUUUCAGCUGAAGCUGACAUUAAGAAGGCUUUGGAAGUAGACCCCCAAGAGAGGGAGGUGAAGUUACUGCAGAAAAAUUUGAAACAGCUAGAGAUGGAGAGCAAUAAGAGAGAUGCAACGCUCUACAAAGCAAUGUUUUCAAAAAGGACUUCAGAUGAAAAUCCUGUUGGGGCAAAGAGAUUGAAAACAGCCUAG
Messenger RNA from Striga hermonthica, 1707 nucleotides. NCBI's taxonomy places the organism in Eukaryota, Viridiplantae, Streptophyta, Magnoliopsida, Lamiales, Orobanchaceae. The record is from the annotation of a GenBank genome assembly.